This is a messenger RNA of Bemisia tabaci, 1427 nucleotides long. The record is from RefSeq and is a predicted model, not a curated record. NCBI's taxonomy places the organism in Eukaryota, Metazoa, Arthropoda, Insecta, Hemiptera, Aleyrodidae.
UACCCCCAUUGGCUAAUAUCAUUUGCUUUUGCUUCAAUUCGUCCAAAUUCUCCAAAUUGUUUUACAAUUACAGUGUUUUUACAAUAAGUAUAAAUUUUAGUCAAUAAGAGAGGGUUCCUGGCACCAGAAAUUGUGGAUAAGCUGUCGGUGAGCUCAUGUAUGCGUUUCGUACCAUGAAUUAAGUAAGCAGAUACCAAUCAAAAGUUACUCCAACCAGUCGUCCACUGAUGGGACGCACCACAGGUUACUUUGAAAUGUCGAGGAUUAAAGGCAAAGUGGAGUUUUAAGUAUGCUCAUAAGGAAUCUAGUACCGAAUCCCAUUUGGAUUUUAGCUUGGCUGAUCUUGGGCCUUUAUAUUUUUAUUUUAAUUGACAAAGUAAAGCAUCUAGAAAAUUCUGAAACAUCAUUCGAAUCACAACUCAAAUAUGCUGGAAAUUUUGAAAACAAGGGCCUAAAAGUAGACGUAAGGAAUCCAGUUUUGAGCACCGAUGAUGAUGUACUAGUCAUUUACAAUCGAAUUCCAAAAACUGGCUCAACUAGUUUCAUCAAUGUUGCCUAUGAUCUAUGUUACCGAAACAAAUUCAAUGUUCUUCAUCUGAACAUAACUGGCAAUGCUCAUGUGAUGUCUCUGGCAGAUCAGGUCCGUUUUGUGAGGAACGUGACAAAGUGGAAUGCUAAAAAACCAGCUAUCUAUCAUGGACAUGUUGGUUUCAUUAAUUUCCAAAGACUGGGUACCUCUCAGAUACCAAUUUACAUAAACUUACUACGGAAACCGCUAGAUCGCUUGGUCUCAUAUUAUUAUUUCCUUCGACAUGGAGAUGAUUUUCGACCUCAUCUGAUAAGGAGGAAGCAUGGUGAUACAAUGACUUUUGACGAAUGUGUUGAAAGACAAAAACCUGACUGUGAUUUCAACAAUAUGUGGUUACAAGUACCUUUUUUGUGCGGACAAGCUGCUGAAUGCUGGGUUCCAGGGAGCAUGUGGGCAUUAGAGCAAGCCAAGCGCAAUCUUGCUGAGCACUAUUUAGUGGUUGGUGUCAUGGAGGAGUUGACUGACUUCAUUUCAAUUUUGGAAACUGCUCUUCCUAGGUUUUUCCGUGGUGCUACCUCUCAUUUUUUAUCUAGUAAAAAAGCUCAUCUCCGAAAAACUAUGAAGAAGUUAGAUCCCUCAGAGGAAACAAUCAAACGAGUGGAAAGCUCUUCAAUAUGGCAGUUAGAGAAUGAAUUAUAUCAAUUUGCCUUACAGCAGUUCCAUUUCCUGAAGAAAAGGAUGAACAUGAACAGUGAUAAUAUUUUAUCUGAUAGAGGUAAGCAAUUCAUGUUUGAAAAAAUCAAACCGAAGAGUUGAUUGUUAAAACUAAGAGUACGAAUUCGAAACUGAAAUUCAAGUCAUUGAAAAUGUUUGGCAAAUAUUUAAAUUUCCCCAAAAA